This is a messenger RNA of Pelobates fuscus (common spadefoot toad), 2910 nucleotides long. It is a transcript of the gene PIWIL2, whose product is annotated as piwi like RNA-mediated gene silencing 2. The record is from RefSeq and is a predicted model, not a curated record. The coding region runs from base 1 to 2337 and encodes 778 amino acids. Lineage: Eukaryota; Metazoa; Chordata; Amphibia; Anura; Pelobatidae. The transcript is spliced from 19 exons. Gene Ontology annotation, molecular function: protein binding; RNA endonuclease activity; piRNA binding. Gene Ontology annotation, biological process: regulatory ncRNA-mediated gene silencing. Gene Ontology annotation, cellular component: P granule.
AUGGUGGAGGCGAGAGGGAAGAGUGCCAGGAAUACAGCUUUGGAUUCCUGGGAGCCACUACCUAAGCAAGGCUGCAAGGGAACAUCUUGUCCUCUUGGUUUGAACCUCAUUAAUAUCCACUGCAAGAAUGAGGCUGUGUAUCAGUACCAUGUCACUUACACUCCCAACGUUGAGUGCCGUAGCAUGCGAUUUGGAAUGCUGAAGGAUCAUCGCUCUGUGACAGGAGAAGUAACUGCCUUUGAUGGCUCCAUCUUAUACCUUCCUAUAAAGUUGGCAGAGGUGGUGGAACUGGAGAGUGAACGCCGAACUGACGGGCAAAAGAUAAAAAUCACCAUUCAGAUGACUAAGAUCCUUGACCCUAGUUCAGAUCUCUGCAUCUCUUUUUACAAUAUUGUGAUCCGAAGAGUGAUGCGAAUCCUAGAUAUGAAAUUGGUUGGGAGGAAUUUCUUUGACCCUUCAUGUGCUACAGUGCUGCAGCAGUAUAGGCUACAGGUGUGGCCAGGAUUUGUGGCCAGUAUACGUAGAACAGAUGGGGGUCUUUUCCUUUUAGCAGACAUCACUCACAAGAUAAUCCGCAAUGAUUCUGUUUUGGACAUCAUGCAUGCUUUGUAUCAAGAGAACAGAGCAAACUUUCAAGAUGAAAUGUCCAAGGAGCUGAUUGGCAACAUCAUAAUUACCAGAUACAACAAUCGCACCUAUCGGAUUGAUGACAUUGAAUGGAACAAAAGCCCUAAGGAUACCUUUACCAUGGGUGAUGGUACCACUAUCAGUUUCAUAGAAUAUUACAGUAAGAACUAUGGUAUCACUAUAAAAGAAGAGGACCAGCCACUUCUUGUCCAUAGGCCUAAUGAGAGGAAGGCUGCACAGAAUAAGUUUCAAGGUAUAGUACUACUGCUUCCUGAACUUUCUUUCAUGACUGGUAUUCCUGAGAAAAUGAGAAAAGAUUUUCGAGCCAUGAAGACUCUGACACAGCAGAUUCAUCUGUCCCCAGAGCAGCAUCACUCUUCCAUGGGGAAGCUGCUAAAUAGAAUUGAGACUAAUGAAAGAGCACAAACUGAAUUGAACCGCUGGGGCCUUCAACUUGAUUCUGAUGUACACACGACUGCUGGUAGGAUCCUCCCGGUGGAGAAAAUCAACCUCCGGAACCGUUCAUUUUCCCCAGGAGUCGACCUAAAUUGGACCAGGGAAGUAACCAACGAGCCUUGUAUCUCUUCAGUACCCCUACAUUAUUGGGUAAUGCUGUACCCAAAGCGUGCUUCUGGCCAAGCCCGAGAGCUUCAAAACAUGUUUUAUAAGAUUGCUGGAUCUCUUGGCAUGCAAGUAAAUCAGCCUACUAGUGUAGAGCUCAAGGAGGACCGUACAGAGUCUUAUGCAAAGAACAUCAAAUCACUGCUGGAAGGCGAGGGAAGGUUGCAGAUGUUGGUAUGUAUUAUAUCUGGAAACCGAGAUGACCUGUAUGGUAUCAUUAAGAAGCUGUGCUGUGUUCAGACACCAGUUCCAUCACAGGUAGUGAACACAAAAACCAUUUCUAAUCCCCAAAAGUUGCGGAGCAUUGUACAGAAAAUCCUUCUACAGAUAAACUGCAAGCUAGGAGGGGAGCUGUGGAGUGUGGACAUUCCAUUGAAACACCUGAUGGUAAUUGGUAUGGAUGUAUAUCAUGACCCCAGUAAGGGCAUGCGCUCUGUCCUAGGAUUUGUGGCGAGCAUCAACCACAACCAUUCCCAAUGGUACUCCCGUGUAGUCUUCCAACUUCCCCAUCAAGAGAUCAUGGACAGUUUGAAACUUUGUCUAGUGGCUGCCUUGCAGAAGUUCUAUGAGGUGAAUCACCAUCUACCAGAAAAGAUUGUGGUGUACCGAGAUGGAGUGUCAGAUGGGCAAAUUAGUACAGUUGAGAAUUACGAGAUUCCACAGCUGCAGAAAUGUUUUGAAACUUUUCAGAAUUACUCUCCUCGCAUGGUGUUCAUCAUAGUACAGAAAAGGAUUAGCACCAAUAUGUACUCUACAUGCACUGGAGAGUUUCUAACUCCUGCCCCAGGGACGAUCCUGGAUCAUACAGUGACAAACCGUGACCACAUUGAUUUCUUCUUGCUUUCCCACCACGUGAGACAAGGAUGUGGGAUCCCCACACACUACAUAUGUGUACUUAACACCGCUAAUCUGAGCCCUGACCACUUACAAAGGUUGACUUUCAAGCUGUGCCACAUAUACUGGAAUUGGCCUGGAACUAUUCGGGUACCAGCUCCUUGCAAAUAUGCACACAAACUAGCAUUUCUUUCUGGACAGUUCCUUCACCAUGAACCAUCUAUUCAGCUUUGUGACAAGCUUUUCUUCCUUUGAACAAGUCUGACUAUGAAUGCAGAUUUUACAUUCAUAAACUUCAAGCAACUUGCAUAUUUGUUCAACUUUAACCUUUUUUGUUUUUAUCAAGCUAUUGUUUGAAAUCAUGCCCAUGAUUUCUUAUCCAUGUCUCCAGAUUUAGUGUAAAUCUGUUUAUUUUUAUUGUAAUUUCUCUGUUUUGUUGUUUAAUAGUCAAUCGUAGUGAUCAUUUGACUAGUAGAGUUUCAUUCCAUAUCUAAUAUUUUGAAAACAAUGUUUUGACAGCCUAGAAUACUUCUAUAAUAUAUGGCAGUACUGGCAGGCCAGAUGUUUAUGAACCAUUUCCCACAAUACUAAGCUUGCCAUCAGACUGAAUGAACAUAAUGGGAAAAACAGGUCACAGACAUAAGGAUAACCAUCACUUAUCUAUGAUUGUAUUACAGAGUAAUGAAGCAGAUCUAUAAUCAGUGUUAAACUGAAAAUUGUAUUCAACCUAGUGUUAAAACUAAAAUAUUGCCCAAACUCCUUUGUUAGCUGACCGUAAAGCCUAUAUUUAUACUUUUCAUUGAUAUGUUAGCUCUUUAUACCUAAUAA